CCUAAGCUGGACCCGUAUUUGUUUACCUCCAACAUAGACUAAAUGCCUGGGGACUGAUAGCUAUCUGUGGACCCUCGGCCCCACAGCCUCUUCGUUCUCUCCACCUCCACGGCUUUGCAAAAGCGCUACACGCACGCGCAAGAAAAGAAGCAAGAGGACUGCGACCGAGGAAGCGAAGGGAGAGCCGCGCACAACGAUGAUUCUGCGCAUGUGCCUGGCGGGAGGCGGAGAGGGUUGGAGUUUGCGCUUGCGCAAAAAUGUCGGGAAAGCGGGAGAAGAGGGGUUAAGAGGCGGUGUUGACAGCUGUGGAGGCAGCCCGCGUUCCCGGCAUGCCCUGGGGCGGCGGGGUUGGCUCUAACGAAUUUGAAUGAGGAGCUUCUGCGCUUUCGGCGCCAUUUUCGAGUGAUGCCUGAUCUCAUCAAUCUAGCGGGAGAGACAGGCUAACCUGUCCGAGAGUAUAGCGCCACUAGGACUCCACCGGAAAAAUUACUUUAAAAAUCGCCAAAAAUUACUUGGAGCAAAGGGCAGUCGCGGAGCUUCGCCAAGAUUGGCGCAGUCGGUUUUGACCUGUAGGAGAGAACCAAUUCUGGAGAACAACCUCACUUCUUUGAUUGAAAACUCACGUAAUGCAUUGGAACAUGACAUGAGAUUAAGGUUUAAUAAUGAUAGAAUGAAGACCAUAAUAAAAGAGACCUCUACUUAGUCAGCAGUUCUUACCUUUCUUACCUACUUGAUGAAGAUGUCUUUUGAAAGUUGUACUGCAAGGGACAAAAUGUUCGUAAAUUCUGCUUUUACCAAGGUGGAUAAUUACUGUACCUUCCUCAUGGAAAAAGUUUUAUUUUAAGUAUUAUUUCUCAUUGAAUACUAUCAAAAAGGAAAAAAAAUGACCUAAACUUUUGAGAUAGAUUUGGCUCUAGUAAGUAUUUAGAUAUAUCACUUGCAUAACUGGGAGAAGAAAUAAGAGGCUAUCAUCAAUACAUUUCUAUCUACUAAAAAAUUUUGUUUUACAUAUGUCAAGGGAUUACUUAAUAACUUCCAUUUUAUUACUAAUAACUUGAACAUUUUUAUUGAAAAAUUAACGCCUCCACUGGAAAUUUAACUUUAUGUUCUUAUCUCCUUUACAUAUGAAAUAACAUCACAGGUAUUUCUGAUGUCUUUUUUGUAAGCCUAUAUGCAAUGAAAAAUAUAUCGGCAAAAUGUUUAAAUGUUUUAUGCUAAAAUUACUGUGAAACAUGACAAGUUAGCUGCUGUUUUUGUUUACAUUAUACUGAAAUUAAAUGUUCAUAAUUUAUAUUUGGGUUUAUUUUUAUGUCAGAAUUUAUGCAAAAACAUUGAGUAGUACAGAUUCUUCUCUAAUUCUGUGGGACUUCAAAUAACGUGAUAUUGUAAUUGGACCCUUGUGUUUUGAAGAAAUGCCAACUGCUUGAAGAAUCUUAUUUGUAUUAUUUGCUAUAGGGUUAGAUGUUGAGAAAUUCUGCUCAAAAAAAAAUUUUAAGCCAGUUCUACACUAAAUAUUCCUCAGUAUGAUUAAUUUCUUAUUGGAUGUAUUCUGUGUCUUUCUUUUGUAAUGUAUAACUUUUAUCCACUUAGCAUGAAUGAUUCUAUUAAAGAAAAUCUUUAGGAAGUGUUAGCAACUUGAAAUCACCCCAUAGUUUGCCUGUCUCCACAUUUUAUUAUAAUCUUUGGGAGUGCUUACACUUAUAGAGCUAAUAUUUUCAGAGAUACAGGUUCUCAUAGUACCACUAAAACUUUUUUCCUCAUUGAACUGAAUUCCUGUGAUAAUAACUACAGGGCAGUUUUUUUAAGUUUCCAUGUGAAUAGUCAAAAAUGCCAUUUUAGUAUGAAGCAAUGAAGUCUACUAUUUGUUGUCCCAUCAUUGAGAAAGCUUAAAUACAUCAUUUAUUAAGAGUUCGUAAAUUCUACCUGAGUCUACACAGAUUUUUAUAUCAAUUUGUUUAUAUUUUUAUUAAUGUCAUUUCUAGAUGUAUGAAAAUGUUAAUGUUUGACAAGCAACAUUAAAAAUAGAUUUGAAACAUUUAUAUAUAGAGAGAUACACAUUUAUUUGCUGUUUAGGUGCUGAAGAUUGUCACUGAAUAAAAAAGAUGUAUUCCAGCCCCCAUGGAGCUUACUAAUCUUGCGGGUAGAAGAGUGAGUGAUGGAAUGGACAGAAAAACUGAUAGUUACUAUAUUUGGUAUGUCAGAGAGCGUAAGUUUUGUGGCAAAAAUAGAGCAGGGAAAGUGGCAAUUAUGUGAUAAAGGUGUCUGGAAGGCAGGAGAGAGAUGUUUUUAAAUAUUAUGGGUAGGAAAUACUCUACAGAGAUGGCAUUUGAACAAACACCUAGAAACAAUAAGGGAGCAAACCACGUAGGUACCUGAGCAGAUGAAAUAACAAAUACAAAGACCCUGAGGCUGAAGCAUUUUUUGUACAUGGAACAGCAAGAAAGCACGUGUGGCUAUGAUCAAAUGUAAAGAGGAAUAGUAGUUAAUAGAAUCAGAGAGUUGGUAGGGGCCAUAUCUUAGAGCUUUAUAAGCUUUUACCUUGAUCUACAGAUUCCAUUUUUCUUUUCUCUUUUUUUUUGUUUGAGUCAGUCUCACUCUGUCGCUCAGGCUGGAGUGCAGUGAUGUGAUCUCAGCUUACUGCAACCUCCACCUCCCCAGUUCAAGCAAUUUUCUUGCUUCAGCCUCCUGAAUAACUGGGAUUACAGGCACCUGCCACCACGCCUGGCUAAUUUUUGUAUUUUUAGUAGAGAUGGGGUUUCAACAUAUUGGCCAGGCUAGUCUCAAACUCCUGACCUUGGGAUCCACUGGGAUUACAGGCGUGAGCCACCGUGCCCAGUUUUUCAUACUUCUUUAGGACACUCUUGACAGGCGUAUGUACCUCAGCCUAUUGACCUCUGCAGAUAGGACAAUAUUUUUAUGAGUCUGAUUCGACAUUAGAGCCUCCGUCAGACUAUUUAGAAUACAAACAGAAUGUUUAAAUGGUUAGUGAAUAGGUAUGUGUGUGAUCAGGACUUUGUGAAUUGUGCAUUGAUGGCUUUGAAAUGGUUUUCUGCGGGGUCAAUUUAGGUGGAGCCAAAACUAAUGACUCCAAGAGACACACUGAAUUUGCUCAUGUUUAUCAUAUACCCAAAUGAACCACAAUCAACUUUGAUUCCUUCAUCCUUGAAAUUUCUACUAUAAGUACUUCAUUGUUUUUCACUUAUUUCUAUUUAGCGGCAUUUUAACUAGUUCUUUGCCUCUAGCUGUUUUGAACAAUUUCAUUUUCUAUAUAGUAUAUAUUACUUUUUUAAUCUUCCCAAAGCACUGUUUUUUUCCUGUAGUGUAACAUUAAAAUUGCUUACUUUGAUACCUUGUGAUUUUUGUCACAACAUUUUCUAUGUUGAUUUUUCUUCAGAUGAACUAACUAGUCCUAAUUCAUUAGUUUUUCUUUCUCUUUGCCUUUAUGCCAUUUCUUCACUUCAAUUCUCUUCCAACUAAUGCCUGUACAUUUUUAUUAAUAAGGCAGAAUUUCUCAUGUGUACUGUUUAUUGACCUUAACAGUCUGACAUUAACCAUCCUUCCCAUGGUAUGAACAUAUACCUAUAGUUCUUAACCUUUUUCUCUACCUUCACACACCUGAGGUACAUAACACUUCUUUCAUUGUUUCUCAUUUACUCAUAUAGGUUAACCUUUUAAAUGUAUUAGUAAUAUGAAAAAAAAAUUUAAGAAACUUCAAAACAGUAGCCUAAAUAUCAGGUCCCAAGGUUCAGAUAUUAAUUUUAUGCUGACAUGUUAUAUAGUUGACUUUUUAAAUUCUUCAAAGAGUUAUCAACCAGUUACAAUAUAAUAUAUCCUUAAGAUUUAUGAACAUUAAAAGAAUAAUUAUUUGAGUUUUCCAAUAUUGUAAAAGCAAUUAACAAAUACACUUUUUAAAGAAGUAAUUCCUGUCUUUGUGAUGGUAUUGUUUAUUAAGCAUUCAAUAAUAAAGGGUUGAUUAAAUAACAUGUUUAGUAGGACACUGUGCAACUAUUUAAAACAGCAAUUGAAUAAUGAGCUAAAAAGUUGUUUAUUAUUAAGUAAAAGAUUAUCAAAUAGUUUGAAUAGAUUCACUAGAAUAAUAACAUGCUAAAUUGUUUUACUGGUUUACUCUGGGUAAGAGAUAAAUCUUAUUGGGGUAGGAGGGAUCUUCUUGAUUAUAAAUAAGCAUUUAUGAUUUUUGUGAUGGGCAGAGUUUGUUUUUUGAAAAGGAGAGAGAAAUCCUUGAAAAAUAAAAGUAUUUAUUUGAAGCAACCUUACCUCCACAUAAUAAUUUACUUUGGAAAUCUAUAAAAGGGAAUCCUACUGUGUUCGGGAACUUUAGACAUGAUAAUGAAGAAUUAACUGUCAUGGAAGAAAAAUUUCAAAAUUAGAUAAGUUUAAAAUCAGCUUCAGAGGAACAGCUUGCUCUAAAUUCUCAAAGCAAUAUUGAAAAGGAAUUCAAGAAUUCCUUCUUGAGUUCAUGGUUGAGAGAUUUCACUGUCAUUUCCCCACUCUUCAAGCCUUUAAAACCUCAAACACAGGUAAGUGUAACAAAGGGGGUAUUUAAAUCUCUUUUAAUUUGGAACUCCAUUAGUAAAGAAAUACAAAUCUGGUUUAUUUUAUAAAGAUUUGAUAAUGCAAUGAAAGUUGCACAUCUAAAAAUUAAGCAUUUUUCUGUUAAGUUUGAUUUUUCUUAGCAUAAAAGUACUGUGUAGACAUAGAAACUUCAGGAAGAGCAAAAAAAAAUUUAUUUAAAAAUCGUAUUUUUAUCAUCCAAAGACAGUUGUUACUAGCCUUAUAUUCCCUUCUAGUUGCAUAUUUGGAUUGGUGAAUUUAUUUCUUAAUCCAGUUCAUUUCUGUGCCAGGGACUAGAAAGAUUAUAUUUUCCUCUAGAGAAGAGAUUAAGUGCUAUGCUCUGACUCAGAAAUAUUUUCUUUAAAUUUGAGUUUUAUCAAAAGAAUCCCACUAACUUUAUACUGUUUUAUGUUAUUGUAAUGUAAAAAUGCCUACGGUUAGAAUUUCGUUUUCCUCAAGACUGCGGAUAUAGGAAGAUGCAUCUUGCUUACUCUGGCUUCCUCCUGUACCAUAUCUGCGUGUCAUCCCCAGGGAUACCUUUUCAUAGUGAAAAUAGCAAUUUGAGGCAAGGGAGGUCAUGAAGUAUUCUGAGCAGGAGAGUAAGAAAAGUAACUUCUAAAAUACGUGUACUGGUCAGAAUUUGCUUAAAAAUAGAAAUCUGGCCAGUUGCGGUGGCUCAUGCCUGUAAUCCCAGCACUUGGGGAGGCCAAAGCUGGCAGAUUACCUGAGCUCAGGAGUUCCAGACCAGCCUGGGCAGCAUGGCAAGACACCAUCUCUACUAAAAAUACAAAAAUUAUCUGGAGUAGUGUCAUAUGCCUGUAGUCCCAGCUACUUGGUGGGGCUGAGGCAGGAGAAUUGCUUGAACCUGGGAUGCAGAGAUUGCAGUGAGCCAAGAUGGCACCACUGCACUCCAGCCUGGGUGACAGAGCAAGACCCUACCUCAGGGGGAAAAAAAAAUCUAAGGCCAACAUACCGAAUUAGGAGUUUGUUUCUUUUGUACCUCAGUAAUUACAUUUAGCAAAAGCUGAACUGUUGUAAAAUUGUGGAAUUCACAUUGGAUAUUAAACAACAUUUCUUACUGUUAAUGACAACCAGUAGUUAUGGAUCUUUCAGUUUAAACAUGUGCUUAUAAAAUGUAAACAUGACACUAAUAAAUUCAAGUGUUAGACCUGUCUAGAAAAAUGAAUGUUUUUCGCCGGGUGUGGUGGCUGAAGUCUGUAAUCCCAGCACUUUGGGAGGCCGAGGCGGGUGGAUCACAAGGUCAAGUGAUCGAGACCAUCCUGGUCAACAUGGUGAAACCCCGUCUCUACUAAAAAUACAAAAAAUUAGCUGGGCACAGUGAUGCGUGCCUGUAAUGCCAGCUACUCAGGAGGCUGAGGCAGGAGAAUUGCCUGAACCCAGGAGGCGGAGGUUGCGGUGAGCCGAUAUCCCGCCAUUGCACUCCAGCCUGGGUAACAAGAGCGAAACUCUGUCUCAAAAAAAAAAGAAUGUUUUUCUCAGAAUUUGACCCAUUUAGAAUAUAAGCAAAAAUGAUAUGUCUUAACUCAUUAUAAUGUCUCACACACUAAUUUUAUAAUUUAAAGAGGUAAUAGUAAUUUUAUUUAAAAAGGACAGGUUUAUAGACUGGGCACUGUAGCUCACACUGGUAAUCCCAGCACUUUGGGAGGCCGAAGCGAGUGGAUCACAAGGUCAAGAGAUCAAGACCAUCCUGGCCAACAUGUUGAAACCCUGUCCAUACUAAAAACACAAAAAUUAGCUGGGCGUAAUGGUACACACCUGAAGUCCCAGCUACUCGGGAGGCUGAGGCAGGAGAAUCGCUUGAACCUAGGAGGCAGAGGUUGCAGUGAGCUGAGAUCAUGCCACUGUACUUCAGCCUGGUGACAGAGCAAGACUCUGUCAAAAAAAAAAAAAAAAAAGAUUUAGAACCUGAGAAACAGCUGUGCUAACAGAAUAAAGAAACUAUGUUUUGGAGGUCUGAAAGUCUGGCUGUUUAGGAGGAGGGGUGUUUCUUGCCACAACAGGCUUAUGGAUCAGAUUUGAAGUCAAAGCCUCUGUUAUGCCCCUUUUCUCAGCAGUUUAAUGGGCAUUGCAUUCUUUGAAAAAAUUAGAAAAUGACUUAGAGUAAAGCUUCAGGUCCAUAGUAGUUAAGCUGUUGUGCCAUUUUUGAAUUUACGAUUUUUAGUUGUGUUUGGAUACCUCCAAAACCCGAGGAAUGUGGAGCUUUUGUUUUUGUUUUUGUUUCAGGUCUAUGGGUUUUUUUGUUGUUGUUGUUGUUUUUGUUUGUUUGAGACAGGGUCUUGCUGUAUUGAGAGUGCAGUGGCACAAUCAUGGCUCAGUAUAGCCUUGAUCUCGCAGGCUCAAGUGAUUUCCCUUCCCAGCCUCCUAAUUGGGACUACAGGCAUGCACCACCACACCUGGCUAACUUAAAAUUUUUUGUUAGUGACAUAAUCUCACCUUGUUGCCUAGGCAUAUCUAUUCCUGUGUUCAAGUGGUCCUCCCGCCUCAGCUUCCUGAAGUACUGAGAUUACAGCAUGAGCCACCAUGUUUGGCCUGAAUUUGAAGCUUUAAGAAUUGAUAACUUGCUCUUUCUAGAAAGUUCUACAUAGGUAUAACUUCAAAAGAAAAUUGUAAUGAUUUUAAAAUACUCCCUAUGUUCAGUUCAUGAAGAAACCAAAUCCCUUUGAUGUUUCUUUAUUUUCAGUAAUACGAGAUGGUCUUGGUUUCUGUAUUUUGGAGAAUUUAGAUUGGAGUUCAUAGGUGUAAAUUUUGAUAUCACCAUUGCUACCCUCCCCUCAAAAAAGGUGAGAACUGACUAAACUACUGGUACUUAGACCAUGUGGAGAAGGAACUGAAACUGGAAACAGAAACAAGACGUCUGUACAGAGCAGAGUGUCAGACAAUAGCUCACUUUAGUAGAGGGCAAUAAAUGCCACAUGAGAUGAUCCCCUCAGCAGAAAACUAUGUGAAGACGCUGGUAGCAGGGCCGGAGCAGGUCUUCGGGACCACAGAUACACUGCCCCGGCGCCCAACGCAGACCUCUCCUCCCCACGCCUGUGACUGUGCCCCGCUGGUUUCCAACGUGCUGCGGGGACUGGAGCUCAGAAGGCCUUCGCCAGUCCCCAACCCACGCAGGUCCGUGCUGGCCUGGGCAAGUCCCCACCCUCACUGCAGGCUCGAGAACCACCCCGCUUCCCCGAGAGUAGCCGGGCAACGGGUACUUAUCUCUGACCUCCGGCGAGCGGGAGAGGCCGCGCUACCCCCUGUCCUCCAACAGCACGAACCGCACGGAACAAAAAAAAAAGCCCAACCCUUCACACCACUUCAUUCGCAUCUCAGGACCAGCGGGAAAUUGAGCCUCGCACCCCACAAGGGGUAGGGUGAGACGGGCACCUCCGCACCGCGCUCCCCACGGAGUCGCCGAUUCGCGUUGGGAGCGCGCCAGGGCUCUAUCCUGGGGCUCCGGGCAAGGCAUCACCAGAAGAGGGUUCUGUAUCGCCCCUCACCCCCACCCCCAACCGUGACCCUCUUUCUUUGUCGGCUUUAGGCAGGACACCAAAGACCCAGUUCUGUUUAAAAUUCUCUUUUGAGAAAAGGAACGACUGCUUUUGCCUUUGGGGGGAAAGAUAAACUUUCAAAUUGGCUUUAAAGCUCCACCACUAACAGUUAUUAAGUCGCUAACCUGAUUAUUAUGUCCACUCCACGAUAGCAAACGCACUAAGCACUUAACAAUGAGCGGUGUGGAGGAUGCAAACAUGGAUGAUGAAGGAAUGGCUCCUCCAAAACUGACAAUCGGGGGAAGUGAGGCGAGUACAGAAUCUCAGAACAUGCUGCAGGAUUGAGUUUGAUCCGAGUCGAGGAAGUUUGUGUUUGGGGGGACAUCGGUUAUUUUGGAGAAACGGUAUUCGAGACCUACCAUACAUGGCAGUUGAGCCCCUUGACUAAUAAUGCUUAUUCCAACCUCCACAAAAGCCCCUGACCACAUCCUUCUCCUGAGAUUCCCACUUCUCUUGAGCAUCUCUCUUCCUGCUGUAAGAUACGAAACCUAACUUUGCCUUCGUAGAAAACUUUUUAACUUCCGUCAUUCAGUCUCAUAAGAACACUGCGGUAUAGAAAUCAUGAUCCUCAGGCCGGGCGCGGUGGCUCACCCCUGUAAUCCCAGCACUUUGGGAGGCCCAGGCGGGUGGAUCACGAGGUCAAGAGAUCGAGACCAUCCUGGUCAACAUGGUGAAACCCCGUCUCUACUAAAAAUAUAAAAAAUUAGCUGGGCAUGCAGAUUCAAGAUAUGGGUUCUUUCUACAGCACCGUAACUGUCAGUGACAAAACUGCACCCCAGUUCCCUACUAAGUGUUUUUAGGCCAGGUGCAGUGGCUCACAGCUGUAAUCCCAGCACUUUGGGAGGUUGAGGCGGGCCGAUCACCUGAGGACAGGAGUUCGAGACGGGCCUGGCCAACAUGCGAAACUUCGUCCCACCUAAAAAUACAAAAAUUAAAAUAACAAUAAAAAAUUAGCUGGGCAUGGUGACACAUGCUGGUAGUCCCAACUACUUGGGAGGCUGAGACAGCAGAAUCGCUUGAAACCGGGGUCGCAGUGAGCCGACACCAUGCCUCCAGCCUGGGCAACAGAAUGAGACUCCAUCUCAAUCAAUCAAUCAAUCAAUCAAUUUAGUGUUUUAAAAAACAAAGUAAUCUAUAGAAACAUCUCAUUAUUUAUCGUUGUUUGUUGAUUGAUUUUAAGACAGGGUCUAUCUAUCUCUGUCUCCCAGGCUGGAUGGAGUACAGUGGCAGGAUCGAGGCUUACUACAGCCUCAACCUCCCGGGCUCAAGAGAUCCUCCUGCCUUAGCCUCCCAAGUAGCUGGGACCACAGGCACGUGCCACCAUGCCUGUCUAAUUUUAUUUUUUGUGGAGACAGGGUCUCACUAUGUUGCCCAGGCUGGUGUCAAACUCCUGGGCUCAAGUGGUCGUCGGGCCUCAGCCUCCCAAAGUGCUGGGAUUACAGGCAUGAGCCACAGCGCCCAGCCAUAUGGAAACAUUUCAGAUAUCCUAAUAUUAAAAUGACAUUUCACAAGAGUGAAUGGUUACUAACUCAUGUAAAAGGAAUAUCUUGGGGCCCCAAAAUCACUAAGCUAAAGGGAAAAGUCCAGCUGGGAACUACUGAGGGCAAACCUGCCUCCUAUUCUAUACAAAGUCACCCUCUGCUCACAGAUAAUGAAUAUCUGAUUACCUCCUUUGGAAAGGCUAAUCAGAAACUCAAAAGAAUGCAACGAUUUGCCUCUUAGCUCCCUAAGACCUGGAAGCCCCCUCCCUGUUUUGAAUUGUCCCACCUUUUCUGGACUGAACCAAUGUUCGUCUUACAUAUGUUGAUUGCUGUCUCAUGUCUGCCUAAAAUAUACAAAACCAAUCUGUGCUCUGACCACCUUGGAUAUGUCAGGACCUCCUGAGGCCAUUAUCAUGGGCAUGCAUCCUCAACCUUGGCAAUAUAAACUUUCUAAAUUAACUGGAAUGUGGCUCAGAUUUUCAGGGUUCACAUUCAAAACCCACACAUUAUCCUUAAUACAAUUAUACGAUGCAUAUUUAUGUAGUUAGAUCUGGUUGGUGGUAGAUACUAAUAAACUUUUGCCCAACUAAGUGUAAAACUCAUUAAAUCAGUGUAGCAAUCUCUAGACUGUUAAACAAAAUUAACUACUAACUAGAAAAUAUAGUCUAUCAAACUCUCCUAAGUGUGGAAAAAUGGAGAAGGAAGAAUAAACCUUUCUCUCCUCCUGUGGUCCUAAUACACAGAACAGCAACCCAGAAACUGCCACAAGUAAAGUGACUAGAAAAAGUUGAUUGCCCAACUAAAACCUGCAUACACAGCUAUAUCCUUCCUGGAAGAGCACAGUGGAACUAAAUCCUGGUAGUGAUAACACAGGGAUUGUCAACGUUCUUGUCACACUGGAAUUUCCUUCUAUUGAUCUUCAAAUAAAUUAACAACUGAAACUUGGAAUUUAUAUAUCAGCACAGCACUAAGAUACAUAUAUCUAGUCUUUAUGUAUAAGUUUCAUCUUGUGUGAUAAAUGUAUCAUGCCACACCCCGCCAUCACCGGCCCCUCCAAAAAAUAUACUACAUAUUAUCAUAUAUACGUUUUUAGUAUAAAAUGUAUAUUCUUGCAUUGAUUUACUUCCUGGUAUUGUUUUCAUCCUGGGCCUUGACAAAGAUAAAAUCUCAGCUCUCUUCCCCACCUACCCAGACACAGAAGUGAUCAGAUGUUCCAUAACAAAAGGAACAGUGCCAAAUUUAGUGUACACUGAAGUGUAAAUUGUCAGAGUGAAGAACAUCUAAUAACAAAGCCUGGAGCAACUCUGCAUAGGGAAAGAGGUCUGGUAAACCUCCUCAGAUACAAUGGAAAUUUUUUAUUAUUAUUCUGUCCUUCCCUUUAGCUGCCAGUUACAGAUGCAAGCCCCAACAUUCCCCAGUGAGAAUUCCUGCCAAUAAAAGACACUGACAAUGCAAGAUGUGGUGAAAAGAGCAUAGGGUUUGGAAUCAGUUCUGCAUCUAAACUCUAGCUCUGCCAUUUACUAGUUGUUCAAGUUACUUAGGAUCUCUAAGCCUUGGUUUUCUCCUCUAUAAAAUGGGAAUCAUGAUACAUUAGAUCAUGAAAAUUAGGUAAUAUAUAAAGCAACCAACAUUGCGUCUGACAUACAGUAGGUGUUUAAUAAGUAAUUGGUGCUGUUAUAUGCAGGAAGAAAACCAUGCUCAUUUGUAGGCAUGAUUGCGCUAGAUCUGUAAACUUGGGACUCAAGUUCAAUAGUCUUAAGCAGAGUUAAACUGCCUAUGCAGUAGAGGAAGCUAGCACCAUAAUUUCUGCUUUUCUGCAUCUAGCCUAGGAAGGCCUUUAAAAACAUCUCUCUCUCCACUUUUUUUUUUUUUUUUUUUUUAAGACAGAGUUUCACUCUUGUUACCCAGGCUGGAGUGCAAUGGCGCGAUCUCGGCUCACUGCAGCCUCUGCCUCCUGGGUUCAAGCAGUUCUCCUGCCUCAUCCUCCCGAGUAGCUGGGACUACAGGAGCAUGCCACCAUGCCCAGCUAAUUUUUUUUUUUGUAUUUUUAGUAGAGACAGGGUUUCACCGUUUUGACCAGGAUGGUCUCGAUCUCUUGGCCUCGUGAUCCACCCGCCUCGACCUCCCAAAGUGCUGGGAUUAUAGGCAUGAGCCGCCGUGCCUGGCCUUCUCUCUCCACAUUUUUUAUCUCUUCCUCUGUGUUUGGAGAAAGGAGAGAAAAAGGAAAAACAUCAAACUCAAUGAAAGAAAGACCUUACUGUUUUUUGGGUUUAAGUUCUGUAUUUUUGGAGAAACUGAACGUUCAAAUAUUCCAUUAAAAAGAAGGUAAAAAUACAUUUAUCACAAAACACAGAAACUUACCUAAGACUUGAUGAAAUUAAACGGAAUUAGUCCAUAGUUUGAGGAAAAUUCCAGACCCUGUAUAUUUCAGUUGCACAGUGAAGAUCAUACAUUAAAUGGAGACAACAGCAAGAUCAGUUCGUUUUGAAAGAGAAUGAGAGACACUUAAGCAAUAGUAGACUUGGCCUUUAGUAAUACUAUUUCUGUAGAUAGAAAAACUGUAAAAACAACAUAAAAUAAGUCAGAGGUAAUUAAAGUAAUACUAGCAUAUGCUUAUAAUUUAAUAGUCUGUCAAAUUUUAUAAUUCUUAGGAUUGUGCUAGGAACCAAAGGUAAUUCCCAUUGGGUUAAGAGACACAAGGCUGAGCGCGGUGGCUCACACAUGUAAUCCCAGCACUUUGGGAGGCUGAGGUGGGUGGAUGACCAGAGGACAGUAGUUUGAGAGCAGCCUGGCCAACAUGGCAAAACCCUGUCUCUACUAAAAAUACAAAAAUUAGCUGGGUGUGGUGGCAGACACCUGUAAUCCCAGCUGGUCAGGAGGCUGAGGCAAGAAAAUCACUUGAAUCCAGAAGGCUGAGGUUGCAGUGAGCCGAGAUCUCGCCAUUGCAUUCCAGCCUGGGCCACAAGAGGGAAACUCCGUGUCAAAAAAAAAAAAACCACAAGUACUGUUACUUAGUACAUAAUAGUGGUUGUUUAAACACCAAAAUAAGUGAUGAAGACAAGGCCCAGGGAAGGCACCGGAAACAUAAGGGAAGAUUUCAUAAGGGAGGUAGGUGGGAGUUGAACUGCAUCUUUAAAGAUCACAAGAUUUGAAGAAGAGAAAGAGGAAGAGCUUUCGAGAUGAGGAAGACAGCACAAGCUCAGUGUGGAGAUGAGUGUGGCUUGGUUUAGAAAUAAAGUUUGAAGCCAAAUAUUGAAAUGUUUUGCAUGUGAAAACAAAGAGCUGAACUUCAUUUUGUAGGAGGUGAGGAGCCACUGAAUAAUAUGCAUGAAUGAAAGUAGAAUUUUAGCAAGAUUGAUCUGGUAACUAGGUCCAAGAUUUAAAGAGGAAGAAAAUUAUUUAUUUAUUUAUUUAUUUAUUUAUUUUGAGACAAGGUCUUGCUCUAUUGCCCAGUCACAGCUCACUGCAAUAGUGGAUCUGCAGUGAGAUCCUCCCACCUCAACCUCCCUAGUAGCUGGGACUACAGGUACUCUGCGCCACACCUAGAUAAUUUUUGUAUUUUUUGUAGAAAUGUUUUGCCAUUUUGCCCAGGCUAGUCUCAAACUCACGGACUCAAGUGAUCCACCCUCUUUGGCCAAUCAGAGUGUUGGAAUUACAGACAUGAGCCACUGUGCCAAGAAAUUUAUUUUAACAUUUUGAGGUUACUGAAAAUUACAGAUUUUUUAAAAUGCAAUAACAUAUAUAAAAGUACAGCAUAUAUGGUUCAAUAGAUUGAACCAUUUAAUAUAAUAUUUUGUCAAAGUAUUCAAUUUAUAAAUAAAAUAUAAAAAUCAUUAAUUGUGGCAAAUAUUUUCCUAAAAUCUUCCAAAAGGAAAUUAUAUGUAAGUGAAUACAUAUAAUUUCCUUGUAUAUCAAUCAUAUGUAUAAUUUAUCUUUUUGUUUUCUCUUUUGAGACAGAGUCUCACUCUGUCACCCAGGCUGGAGUGCAGUGGUAUGACCUCAGCUCACUGCAACCUCCAUCUCUCAGGUUCAAGCAAUUCUCCUGCCUCAGCCCCUCAAGUAGCUGGGAUUACAGGAGCCCACCACCACACCCGGAUAAUAUUUUGUAUUUUUAGUAGAGACAGGGUUUCGCCAUGUUGACCAGGCUGGUCUUGAACUCCUGACUUCAGGUGAUCCAACCACCUCAGCCUCCCAAAGUGCUGGGAUUGCAGGCAUGAAUCACUGUGCCCAGCCAAUUUAUCUUACCAGAAUAAUUGCAACCAUGUUGUGUAAAAGGCCAGUGUUAAUAGAUUGCUUAGCUACAUUUUAGAGUAUGCUUCACUAGAGCUUUAAAAUCAUUACGUAUAUAUUCUCUGAAAUGUAGUAUUGUUUUGAUAUUUUAACAAUGAUUACAUUUAAUUAUGAUAAUUAAAUGUUUUUCUAAAUUUAAUUCCCAUGUACAUAGAACUUUAUCUUUCAUAAACAGUAACUAUAUGAGGGGCUUAAGAAAUGAUUAAUUCAAGGCCGGGUGCAGUGGCUCACGCCUGUAAUCCCAGCACUUUGGAAGGCCAAGGCAGGUGGAUCAUGAGGUCAAGAGAUCAAGAGAUCGAGACCAUCCUGGUCAACAUGGUGAAACCCUGUCUCUACUAAAAUACAAAAAAUGAGCUGGGCAUGGUGACGCGUGCCUGUAAUCCCAGCUACUCAGGAGGCUGAGGCAGGAGAAUUGCCUGAACCCAGGAGGCGGAGGUUGCGGUGAGCCGAGAUCGCGCCAUUGCACUCCAGCCUGGGUAACAAGAGCGAAACUCCGUCUCAAAAAAAAAGAAAAGAAAGAAAUGAUUAAUUCAGCUAAAUACUAAUAGAUACUAUAUAUUUGCAAUUGUCUGAGAGCUUGAUUUGUAUAUAUUGUUUAUUUUGAAUCUUUCUGAGUUCAUUCAUCAUUAUGUUCUCAAUUUUUACCCUGAGAAGUGUUAAUUAUGAUGACAUUUUUGGUUAGAAAACUACUUUCUUCCUGUUUUAUGAGAGAUUUUUAGAGUAUUUCUUCCAUAAAUAAGGAUACAUCAUGGGUAGGACUUCUGCAGUUUUCAGUAGCUGGUAGAUACCUGUACCAUAAGCACACUGUCUGUCUCAAAUAAAGACAAUAGAUCAAUGCAUAGAAUUUUUUGGUUCUGAGGAUCUAGACUUCUCAGGUACUUCGCUAUACAGCAUUGCAUAAGAAAUAGAUGCUUCGUUGUUUUUAACAUGAGCCCAAUUGGGUCUCUCUAAUAUUAAGGCAUUGGGUAAUAAAUGCCUUGUUAAAAUGUGUUUAUCUUAUAAUGGUCUUGUUUGUAACACCACUGGAUUGUUGCUAAAAUUCCCUCAGAUCUCCAGAAGCAUGAAUUUGGUCUAAAGCAACCCACACCUCUCCCAGUUAGACAAAAGACACAGAUAAUUCAGGAAGAUGCUUGGAGCUGAUUAUACAAUAUCCAUGCAUUUUAAGCAUUUUGUGAAAGUCAUUAGCCUCCAAGUGCAGUGGUGCGAUCUUGGCUCACCACAACCUGUGCCUCCUGGGUUCAAGCAAUUCUCUUGCCUCAGCCUCCCAAGUAGCUGGGAUUACAGGCAUGCACCACUACACCCAGCUAAUUUUUUUGUAUUUUUAGUAGAGACAGGAUUUCUCCAUGUUAGUCAGGCUGGUCUCAAACUCCAGACCUCAGGUGAUCCACCUGUUUCAGCCUCCCAAAAUGCUGGGAUUAUAGGCAUGAACCACCACAUCCGGCCUCACUGCCUCCUUUUUAAAAGGCUCUCUUUUCCCCUGCCAUUAGUAACACUAAACUCACUCCUGGCUUUCCUUCUUCAGACCUAGGAAUACUUAUUGGGUUAUCCUUUUCUACCCAACAUUUAAAUUCUGGAAUUCCUCAAACACUCAGUUUUAGGACCUUCUUAGGAGUUCAGUAAUCAUUUAUUGACUCUUACAAUCCCUGUAAAAAACACAAAUUGUUUGCCUAUUGUUAGACUAUUUUUUUAAAUGAUGAAGACUGAAUUUAAAUACUUUAGGAGAAGGAUGUCACUUCUUCCUCUCCCACAAUCCUCCCAAAUCCUCUAUAGGCAUUCGGGUUAGCCCUUGUGUUACCCAAGUCUCACACCACUUCCAGCAUCAGGGCUCCUGCACCCUUACUUCCUUCCCUAAUGCAGGCGCUCACCAGCCACCUCCCAUCCUCAUCCUCCAUCCACAGCACAACUGACAGUCUCAGGUUAGCUUUCCCACGUUUCAGGCCAAUAACAGAUCCCUGUUAAUCAUCUCAUAUCAUCUAAUACUCCUUUUCCAUCAUGCACACUGCAGUUUGUGAUAUUUAUUUGUGUCAUUAUUUAAAUAAUGUUUGUCUCUCCGCUUGACUAUACAGUCCAUAAGAGCUGGGAUUGUAUGUAUGUCUGUUGGUGUGUAUGUGCGUGUUUCCUCAUCAUUGCAUUCUCAGCACCUAACCCAGUGAUUUCAUGAAUAUCUUAAGGAAGCAACAGUCCUCUAUUUCCCAAUAUUGAUGUAUUUCAAACUUCUAAAUAUUUGCUGUUGAGACCAGCUGAAAUGGUAAGUAUUCUGAAUUUUAAUUUACUCCAAAUAGGUACUACAGUACUUUUUAUCUUAUCAAAGCAAAGUAGCUUUCCAUCCUUUCUUUACACAGCAAAGUUUACUAUACUCCUUCUAUAGUCUGACUCUUCGUAGAGUUUACACAGAUAUGCUGAUAGUCUUCAUUUUCUUUUUUUUUUUGAGACAGAGUCUCACUCUGUCACCAGGAUGGAGUGCAAUGGCACAAUCUCGGCUCACUGCAACCUGUGCCGCUCAAGUUCAAGUGAUUCUCCUGCCGCAGCCUCCAGAGUAGCUGGGACUACAGGCAUUCACCACCAUGCCUGCUAAUUUUUUGUUAGUGGAGACAGGGUUUCACCAUGUUGUCCAGGAUGGUCUCUAUCUCUUGACCUUGUGAUCUGCCAGCCUCAGCCUCCCAAAGUGCUGGGAUUACAGGCGUGAGUCACCACACCUGGCCAGAGAGUUCUUAUAAAAACUUGAGAAUCUUCUUUCUAAGCAUAAAUAUUUAGCAAUAUGCCAUAAAAAGAUAGAAUAAUAUGACUAAAUAAAAAUGUAAACCUUUUUAAUGUUAAAAAGCAUAAUAUGUCAUAUAAUAGUAUGUAACUAUUAAAAGAAGAUAAAGCUAUGUGUAUUAACAUAGAGAUAUGUAUAUGAUAUAGUAAGUGAAGAAUCAAAUUAAAAACAGUGUGUGUACUCUUGAGACAUUGAUCACUACCUGUGGGAGUCUGUCCUGCAAACCCUGACUCCGUGAUGGAUGAAUAAAUACACUUACACACAAAGUACAGUGAAUUGAGUGGGCUAGGGAGGUCGUUAGCUGCUCUCAGAGGGCAACUGUAGCUGCCUGACCUCUUACUAGCUAUUUCUCCUCACAUUUAUUCAGUAUAGAUUUAAUAAUUUAAUAACAGAGGUUCUAAGACAACAUUUUAUGGAUAAUUAACAUGGUUAAAAGAGUGGUUUUAGUAAUGAUAAAAGCUUUUGGUUCCAGGGCCCAGAGUAAACACCAUUAAUGGAUAAUUCUCCUUCUACCUUCCCUUGAGAAGACCAUCCAGCACAAAGUUUACAUGACUAACCAAGUAGAGUAGAGAAAAAGGAAUAAGAGGUAAACACACUUAAGUGGGGAAGCUUCUAUUAUCCCUAAUCUUCACCCUAUGACCUAAUGCUCUAAGGUAAGAACUGACUGUCUUCAGCCUGUCCUGUUAAAACCUUUUGGCCUUCCAAAAGGCUUGAGACUGUAAUCUGACAACUUUCCCUAAUGUUUCCCUUAAUAUUUUGCCAACCACCCUGAGUGAAUCCCAACAUACUAUGAUUUCAAUUUUGAAAAGAAAUGUAACUGAUAGAAUGGAAAAGAAAAAAUAUUUAUAGGAAUAUACAACAAAUUCUGAAUCUGAAAGGAUGGAAUAUGGGAAUUUUUCAAUAUCUAUUUUUUAUAGUUUUGUAAUUUGUUGUAUUUUUAUUUUAUUUAUGUACUUAUUUGUUUGCCUACUUCAUUUUUCCUUCAUAAUUUUAAAAUAUUUUUAUAUGGAACAUCUAUUACAUUUGUAAUGUAUACCAAAAACAGAUAAAUUUGUAAAAGAAAAAGACAUGUAAUCCCAGCACUUUGGGAGGCCAAGGUGAGUGGAUCACCUGAAGUCUGGAGUUUGAUACCAGCCUGACCAACAAUGGUGAAACCCAGUCUCUACUAAAAACACAAAAAUUAGCUGGGAAUGGUGGCGGGUGCCUGUAAUCCCAGCUCCUUGGGAGGCUGAGGCAGGAGAAUCACUUGAACCCGAGAGGCGAACGUUGUAGUGAGCUGAGAUCAUGCCGCUGUAGCCCAGCCUGGGCAACAAGAGCCAAACUCCGUCUCAAAAAAAGGAAAAGACAAACUCAAUGGGAACAAAUACAUGCAAUAUAUGGAUCUAUAAUACAGACUGUUCCAAAUGAACAACAAGACAAACACAAAGAUUGAAAAACAGGGCAUAAAAAAAGAAAUACAAAUGAUCAGUAAGCAUGAGAAAAAAUUCCAUUAUCGUUGAUAAUCUAAGAGAUGCCAAGCAAAAUACUGUCAUGACUUUUUUCAGUCCAUUAAAUUGACAGAUAUUUAAAACAUCAUAAUUACCAUAGGCUUCUGUCUAGUGGUGAGACCAUCUUGUUUGCUGCUGGAGCCCAAUGCAGAUGGAUAAAAAUUUUUGAAGGAAGAUUUGGAAAUCUGUAUUAGAAACACUCAAAAUACACAUAAUUAAUCCAAUCUUCAGAAAUUUAUUCUAGGAAAAAAUAAUGAACACCACAAUAUUUUUACCAAGUAUAAUAUAUUUAUUAUAGAGUUGUCAGGGGAAAAUUAGGAAUAUUCUAACUAUUCAUCAAAAGGAUAUGGGUUAAAUGAAUACUGGUACAUUAAUAUAAAAUAAUAAUAUGUAACUAUUUUAAAAUCAUGUUUUGGAAGAUUACAACUUGAUAAAUUCAUAACUUUUUGCUAAAUGAAAAAAAAAAUUCUUUAUUUUGAGACAGAAUCUCUCUCUGUUGCCAGGCUAGAGUGCAGUGGUGUGAUCUCGGCUCACUGCAACCUCCCCUUCCUGGGUUCGAGCUCUUCUCAUGCCUCAUCAUCCAGAGUAGCUGGGAUUAUAGGCACACACCACCACACCCAGCUAAUUUCUUUUUUUUUUUUUUUUUUUUUUGGAGACAGAGUCUCACUGUCACCUCGGCUGGAGUGCAGUGGUGCAACCUUGGCUCACUGCAACCUCCACCUCCCAGGGUUCAAGAGAUUCUCCUACUUCAGCCUCUCAAGUAGCUGGGAUUACAGGCAUGCACCACCAUGCCCAUCUAGUUUUUGUAUUUUAAGUAGAAACAGGGUUUCACCAUAUUGGCCAGGCUGGUCUUGAACGCCUUACCUCAGGUGAUCCACCUGCCUCGGCCUCCCCAAGUGUUGGGAUUACAGGCGUUAGGCCUUGCCAAAAAAAUUUUUCAAAAGAUCAUAUACAGUAUGAUGCCAAUUACAGGCACUUUUCUACUUGCAAUGGGGUUUUGUCCUGGUAAACCUAUAGUAAGUUGAAAAUAUUGUCAAAUACAUUUAGUACCCCAGUAAACCCAUAGCAAAUUCAAAAAGUCACAAGUUGAACCAUUAUAAGUCAGGGCCUAUCUGUAUUUGUGUGUGUGCAUGUGCAUAUGCACAUAUUAAGAAGAUGGACUACAACAUUAACAGUAGCUACCCACAGUAGUGAAAAGUGAGAAUUAUUUGUAUUUUGUCCUGAUUCUUCCCUAGGUUUUUCAAAAUUUCUAUAAUUUUCUGGGUUUUUUCAAAGUUUCUGUCCUGUAUUACUUUUACAAUGAUAAAAAUAAGUUCUUCUAACAGUUGCUGGUGAGACCCUAUUGCUACAGAACAUUUGAAAAUUAGCCAGGGCAUGGUGACAUGCUCCUGUAGUUCCAGCUACUUGGGAGGCUGAAGCGAGAGAAUCAUUUGAACCCAGGAAUUCAAGGAAGCAGCAAGCUAUGAUCAUGCCCCUGUACUCAGCCUCAGCAACACAGCAAGACCCCGUCUCUUAAAAAUAAAUAAAUAAAAGUUGCUGACCUACACUCGGUAAAAAAAAAAGUUUGGCAGUUCCCAGAAAACUUAAACAUAGGAUUACCAUAUGAUCCAGCAGAUCUAUUCCUAGAUCUAUACCCAAGAGAUAUAUAGCUCACGCUUAUAAUCUCAAGACUUUGGGAAGCCAAGGUGGGCAGAUCACCUGAGGUCGGGAGUUCGAGACCAGCCUGACCAACAUUGAGAAACCCUGUCUCUACUAAAAAUGCAAAAUUAGCUGGGCAUAGUGGCACAUGCCUAUAAUGCCAGCUGCUUGGAAGGCUGAGGCAGGAGAAUUGCUUGAACCCAGGAGGCAGAGGUUGCAGUGAGCCCAGAUUGCACUCCAGCCUGGGCAACAAGAGCAAAGUCAAUCUCAAAAAAAAAAAAAGAAAGGAAGAAAACCUAUGUAAAAACUGUAUAACAAUAUGCAAGGUUGCACAUUGCACAUUUUAAAAUAUAAAUGAUUCUGUCAUAGCAACUGGUAAUCCAUGCUGUCAACUGUUAGUUAAGGAAGAAGCUUUGCCAUUCUCUCUGCCAGGCUUCCCCAGGAAAUGGUUGCUAUUGAGGUCAGUGCUGAGCCUUUAGAAUGGCCUUACCUGAAUUGGAAUCCAGAAUUAAUUGUCUAUUCCUCAGCUGCGUAACAUUAGACAAAUUACUUCCCUGCUCCGAUCCUCAGUUUCCUCAUAUGUAGAGAUCAUGGCAAUCCUCAUUUGAUAAAGUGCUUUGAGUAUAGAUUAAGGGAAUCCAUAUGAAACAUUUGGGCCAGUGAACACAGUAAGUGGAAGUGCUCAAUAGAUAUUGUCAUCAUAAUCAUCUUUAUUACUGUGAAUCCAGACAUAGCUUUCAUUCUCUUCCUACAGUGAAACAGAGUGGUGUACAAAACCAGGGCCAACUGACAGGUCGGGGAGGCUAGCAUGCUUUCUGGUCUCUCCCAAUGGCAUGCUGAUAGUUAACAGUCAACUUUGGAUGGGGAUUGGGCAGCUCUACUUUGUGAUGUUUGCCCAUUUCCAAAAUAUAAAGACACCCAACAUGGCUGGUUUCAAGGUACCAACUUGAUUUCAGCAAAUGCAGAGUUGACAAGAGAUGAUCAGAGGGAACUCUCCCCAGCCAAUUUUUUUUUUUCUGGCUCUUUAUUCACUGCCUCUUUUUUGCUGCCUCUUUUUCACUGCUGAAACCAGGUCUCUUUUUUUUGCUGCCUCUUUAUUCACUGAUGAAACCAGGAUCUCCUGCCUCUCUGGCAGAGGACCAGGCAUCUUUGUCUGAUGUGCUCUCACUAAGGUAAGUCUAUUUAUGCCUGGGAGAUAGAGGAAGCCUAGAGCCUGGAAGUCCAAAGCAGUGCUCAGGCCCAGCUUACUGGAAUAUUUGUAGCAAAGUGGUGCUUUAAUUCGAUUUGCUAGUGUUCUCUAUGCAUGUUUUCCUUGGGGAAACUUGGGUGUGGUUGUGUGUGGCUACAGCUUAGGGGUAAGAUUCUAUCAUCUUUGUGUUACAUGGCUAUAGUGCCUUUUUUUUUUUUUUUUUUUUUUUUUUUGAGACAAAGUCUUGCUCUGUCACCCAGGCUGGAGUACUGUGGCCCAAUCUCCCGCCUCCCGAGGUCAAGUGAUUCUCCUGCCUCAGCCUCCCAAGUAGCUGGGAUUACAGGCAUAUGAUACUACACCCGGCUAAUUUUUAUAUUUUUAGUAGAGACAGGGUUUCACCAUGUUGGCCAGGGAGGUCUUGAACUACUGACCCCAGGUGAUCUGCCUGCCUUGGUCUCCCAAAGUCCUGGGAUUACAGGUGUGAGCCACCACACCUGGCCUAUAGUGCCUUCUAAAAAUUAAUAGCACCUCACCCUGAUUUUUAACAUGUAGCAUUUUGCAUUGCACUGUAUCUACUGAAGAUGUUAAUAACUUCUGCAUUUUUCCAUGGUCUUCAAAAUGAUACCUUUUUUUUUUUUUUUUUUUUGCGAUGAAAUCUCACUCUAUUGCCCAGGCUGGAGUACCGUGGCGCCAUCUUGGCUCACUGCAAUCUCCGCCUCCCAGGUUCAAAUGAUUCUCCUGCCUCAGGCUCCUGAGUAGCUGGUAUUACAGGGGCACACCACCACACCUGGCUAAUUUUUAUAUUUUUAGUAGAGACAGGGUUUCACGAAGUCGGUCAGGCUAGUCUUGAACUGACCUUGUAAUCUGCCUGCCUCAGCCUCUCAAAGUGCUGAGAUUACAGGCUUCAGCCACCGCGUCCGGCCUGACAAAAGGCAUUUUUCAACAUCCAUAGCACAACUAAGUCAAAGCUGAAAAGUUUAAAGGACUUUUCUAAAUGUGAGGGCAAUGUUUCCCAACCUUUUGAGGUCAUAGAAACUGCCCUGGACACCAGUUUAAAUAUACUGAAUCCUGGGGACUUGGAUUCUGAAGGUCUGUAGUGGGAGCCUUGGAAAAGGUAUUUUAAAGUAAUACCAGUUACUCUUAAAUUUCUUCAAGUUCUAGUAUCACUGUGUUGGCAAGUAACAAAGAGAAAUAAACACAGUAGCAUAAAGCCAUGUAGCCUGGCUCACAGAAAAGACCUGUUUAUACCCCCAUGCUGGAAUCCUCACCUGCCCCUGAAGGUUCGAUGCUAUCUUGGUACAUGGCUAUUUUUAUCUCCUAGAAAACAAUGUAGGCCCAACAGAGGGAGGCCCUUUGCCAAAUUAUAAGGUGGUGGGGGAGGAAGGGAAGAAGGCUUCUUCACUCAGUAAUUUUCUUUUUCUUUCUUUCUUUUUUUUUUUGUCUGAGACAGUUUCACUCUUCUCCCCCAGGUUGGAGUGCCAUGGCCUGAUCUCGACUCACUGCAGCUUCCACCUCCUGGGUUCAAGCAAUUGUCAUGCCUCAACCUGAGUAACCAGGAUUACAGUUGCCUGCCACCACACUCAGCUACUUUUUUGUAUUUUUGGAAGAGAUGGGGUUUCGCCAUGUUGGCCAGGCUGGUCUUGAACUCCUGACCUCAAGUGAUCCACCUGCCUAGCCUCCCAAAGUGCUGGGAUCACAGAUGUGAGCCACUGUGCCUGGUUACUCAAUAUUUUUCAAAGACCAAGUUGUUACUCUUUUUGUUUGUCUAUUUUUUGAGACAGUGUCUUGCUCAGUUGCCCAGGCUGGAGUGCAGUGGCACAAUCAUAGCUCACUACAAUCUCUAACUCCUGGGCUCAAAUGAUCCACCUGCAUCAGCCUCCUCAAUAGCUGGGACUACAGGUGCAUGUUACCAGGACCGGCUAAUUUUUUAAAAAAUGAUUUUUUUGUAGAGACAGGGUCUCACUAGGUGGUCCAGGCUGGUCUCAAACUUCUGGUCUCAAGCAAUCCUCCCACCUUGGCCUCCCAAAGUGCUGGGAAUACAGGUGUGAGCCACUGUGCUCAGCGGUUGUUAGUUCUUCACCAGCACACCAUUUUGAAGGAAGAAACACUUCCAAAAGAAGCAACCAAGUCUACAAAGGCACAAUUUGAUUCAAAUGGAUCCAACUGAUUAGCAAAUGGAAAAUAACAUGGAGGAAUACGUUUUGCAUGACAAGCAUGGCAGCUCCAAGUCAUCUCUAAUGAAGCUAAAAAUUUAAGUGCAGCCCAGAGACCGGAUGGUUCAGAAUCUUUGCUUUAUGUUUGCAUCAUUCAAUCUUCUAAACCAGUUGCUUUCCCAGAAAAGGCAUUGGAGAACAAUCCAAGAUGGCCGAUCGGUAACAUCCCGGGAUUGCAGCUCUCAGGGAAGGCGCGGAGAACUAGAGGACGCCACACUUUCAGACAAAGUCUGGUCGCUCACGAAGCAGAAGAUCCCCCAGUGGUGGAAACACACGAGUUGCCAGUGCGGCUCGUGGUCGGCGCAGCGGUUCCGCCGGCACCUCGAAGCGGCAGCGCUCGGCGCAGAGUAAACGGGACCGGUUCCCCUUCUGACCGAGGUUUGGAGCCCCGGGAAGGCAGAGUCGCCUACGACGGAAACAAGAAGGAAGCCCGACAGGAGAAUCCUGGGCAGAAAAGCACCAUCAGUUUUAACACUGCUGCUCUGGCUCUGAGAACUAACAACCUGGACGUCCACUCAAGAGACCUAAUCUGAAAGUUGGUAAUUUCAAAGACGACAGGAGGAUAAAUUUACAAUGACGGGAAGAAACCAGCGUAAAAAAGCUGAGAAUACUCAAAGGCAGAACGCCCCUCCCUCUAAAGAUGAUCACAGUUCCACAUCAACAAUGGAACAAGGCUUGAUGGAGAACGAGCGCCUCCUGAUGACAGAAUCACUCUUCAAGGAAUGGAUAAUAACAAACUUCGGGGAGUUAAAAGAACAUGUUGUAGCCCAACGUAAAGAAACUAGGAACUUUGAAAAAAGGUUUGAUGAAAUCCUAUUGAGAAUAGACAACUUAGAGAGGAGUAUGAGUGAAUUAAUGGAACUGAAGAAUACAAUACAGGAACUCCGAGAAGUAUGCGCAGGUUUAAACACUCGAAUUGUUCAAGCAGAAGAAGGGAUAUCAGAGGUCAAAGUCCAACUUAAUGAAAUAAAACAUGAAGAAAAGAUUAGAGAAAAAAGGAUAAAAAGGAAUGAGCAAAGUCUCCAAGAAAUGUGGGACUAUGUGAAAAGACCAAAUUUACGUUUGAUAGUUGUACCUGAAUGCGAUGGAGAGAAUGAAUCCAAGCUGGAAAAUACCCUUCAGGAUAUUAUUCAGGAAAAUUUUCCUAAACUAGCAAAGCAGGUCAACAUUCAACCCCAGGUAAUACAGAGAACACCACAAAGAUAUUCCUCAAGAAGAGCAACCCCAAGGCACAUAAUCGUUAGAUUCACCAGGGUUGAAAUGAAGGAGAAGAUACUAAGGGCAGCCAGAGAGAAAGCUCAGAUUACCCACAAAGGCAAGCCCAUCAGACUUACAGCAGAUCUCUCGGCAGAAACUCUACAAGCCAGAAGAGAGUGGGGGCCAAUAUUCAACAUCCUCAAAGAACAGAACCUUCAGCCCAGAAUUUCAUAUCCAGCCAAACUAAGCUUCACAACUGAAGGAAAAAUAAAAUCUUUUAUGAAAAAGCAAGUACUCAGAGAUUUUAUUACCACCAGGCCUGCUUUACAAGAGCUUCUGAAACAAGCAUUACACACAGAAAGAAACAACCAGUAUUAGCCUUUCUAAAAAUACACCAAAAAGUAAAGAGCACCAACAUAAAGAAGAAUUUACACCAACAAAUGGAUAAAACAGCCAGUCAACAUCAAAUGGCAGUAACCCUAAAUUUAAAUUGACUAAAUUCCCAAUCAAAAGACACAGCUAAAACCCAAUGGCAUGUUACAUCCAGACCUGUUUCACAUGCAAGGAUACACAAAGACUCAAAACAAAGGGAUGGAGAAAGAUUUACCAACCAAAUGGAGAGCAAAAGUAAAUAAUAAAUAAAUAAAAAGCAGGAGUUGCAAUUCUUGUAUCGGAUAAAAUAGAUUUUAAAGCAACAAAGAUAUAGUGGUAAAAGGAUCAAUGCAACAACAAGAGCUAACGAUCCUAACACCCAGAUAGGAGACUUAGAUUCAAUGAGACAGAAAAUUAAUAAGGAUAUCAAGGACUCGAACUCAGAUCCAGAACAAGUAAACUUAAUAAAUAUUUAUAGAGCUCUCCACUUCAAUUACACAAAAUAUAUAUUCUUGUCAAUACCACAUCACACCUACCCAUAAGUUUAAAUGAAACAUUGAUUGGCCAUUAUUAAUACCCAAUUUUUUUCAAAAUAAAGCAAUAUUUCCAUUUACUCUCCCUCUUUCUCUUCCUCUUUCUUCCUCUCCUUUACUUAUUAUUAUUUUUUUUUCUUUCCUUCUCUCAAAAAAAAAUCAAUUUGUAAACCUCUAGAUCCAGGUCGGCAAUGUCUCUUUCAUUGCUUGAUUUCCUUUCUUCCCUUCCCUCCCUCCCUCCCUCCCCGCUUCCUCCCUUCCUUCCUUCCUUCAUCCCUUCCUUCCUCCCUACCGUCCUUAUUCCCUUCCUUCCUGCCUUCCUCCCCACCCCCCCCCCCCAAAAAAAAAAACAGGCAUUUACUGGCCAGGCACGGUGGCUCACACCUGUAAUCCCCGCACUUUAGGAGGCCAGGGUGGGCAGAUCAUGAGGUCAAGAGAUUGAGAUCAUCCUGGGCAACUUGGUAAACUCCGUCUCUACUAAAAUUACCACAAUUAGCUGGGUGUGGUGCUGUGUGCCUGUAGUCUCAAAUACUCAGGAGGCUGAAGCAGGAGAAUCACUUGAACUCAGGAGGUGGAGAUUGCAGUGAGCCAAGAUUGUGCCACUGCACUCCAGCCUGGGCAGCUGAGCCAGACUCCGUCUCAAAAACAAAACAAAACAGGCAUUUACUGCAUUUUCAUCCACCAGAAGCUAAAAUACCACACUGUCCAGUUCAACACAGAACACCUGGCAACCCUGUUCAUAAGUAUACCUAAGCUUUUUGCAAAGCCAACACCUAGUGCUUUUCAGCUGCAUAGGCCUGUCCUCAUUUCCCCUUGGAAAACUGUUUUAAACUCAGUACUGAUAACAUUCUGCUUCUAUUACAAUUAGCAACUUCUCUCACCAGGUCAUCUAGUUUGGCAAGUGCUAAUGUGGAGUAACCUAGUGUCUUCUUUCAAAACCUCCCAGUGGCCUCCUCCAGGUAGCAUGCGAAAAGCUGCCUAUAGAGAAUUCAGCAGCUGCUUCAGGCCCUCCAGGGCCUUUCUUGCGGGCAUCUUCCUCUACCUCACCAGAUCUCCCUGAUUAUUGGUGAUCUUGGCCCCCCCACCUAAUGAAAAACCAGCCAUUCUUCUUCCCACCCCCAAGGGAAAUUGAUGAGGGGUUCCUAAAUCUGGGAUUCUUUUCCUUCCUUGCCCAAUAAUUGAACCCCUCAGGUCCUUUUACUACCUAGGAAUCUGCAAGGACAACCUUGGAUUUGAACUGGAGCUGGAAGAAUUUGCCCCUAGGUGACUAUCUGGUACAUAGUCUCUAUUGUUCAACUUUUUCUAUUCUGAAGUCUAGAAGACACCCUUGCUUCUGAAAGUGGGGCCUAAGAACCUGUAGCCUUACCAGGGAGCUUGGUAGACAUCCAGAAUCUGAGGCAGGAUUCUGGAUUUAUUGGAUCAGAUUCUGCAUUUAAACAAGAUCUCCCAGUGAUCUCCAGGCAUCUGCAAACUUGAGAGGCCAGGAGAGUGCUCAGGUCCUUCCCUUUCCAUUGGCUGUUACAGGGGAGAAUUCCUGUAACUUGCCCUGUUUAAGAGUCCUUAAUCUCCAUGUUCACUGUCCUCACUUUCCAAAGAAUCCUGAGUGGCUUCCUUCCAACAAACCAUCUGCCUUCCUCCUGACCCUUGAAGCCAGGGUCUCUCUUCUGGGCCCCUUUCCUUUCUUCAAGGCCACACCCCAACUCAUUUCAGGCUGAGGCUCCUCUCUUGAGGCCAUGUCCCAUGGUAGCAUUUCUUUGAGGGCUGCUUUUCUGCUGUUCUUUUCCCCAAGUAGGGCCUCUAAUACUGACAAAAGUAAAGUGCUACCACUCAGAGCUGCUUUAGCCCUUAGAGCUGGGCAAGGUUCUGAGUGGGCCUCUCAAAGGGCCACAGGACAGCCCUUUCCCCCAACUUCCCCAGAAGCCAAGACCACUCACACCACAUGAACAUGCUAUCCUUGUUCUUCUUUCCUGCCAGCCUCAACACAACCAAAAUAGUCCAGUUAUGACUGCCUAUAAAUAGGAGGCACCCGGGGAAGGGAGGCGGGUGCUGAUUAAGAAACAGCCUGGAGGAGGGUCAUGGUUUCUCUGAAGCAAGAAGGAGGUGAGGGUUGAUGCGGAAGGUAUAUUAGAAAUGCUUUAAGCACUUGAUGCUUUGAGGGUUUGGGGAUCUGGGUUUGGAUUUGUUUUUUAAGCUUUCCAAUGUGAAAAAGAUGUCAGAUAACUUCUCUGAUCUGUGGCAAUCAGAGCCUUGUCCGGAAUCAUAACUUAAUGGCUUUUUGGCUCUCAAUUUGACGGUCAGUUUGACUAACCAACAUUUUUUACUUCUAUAUCAUUUAUUACACAAUUGAUUCUGCCCAUAAUAUGUUAAAAGCCUACUUCCAACCUUUUAAAAAGUACCCUUCAAGUGUUGUCCAGAUUCACCAUUAAAAUAGUGUCUUUCUAAAAUCUUAUGUAUUUUAUUCAGCAGUUAUUACGGUACCUUUUUUUUUUUUGACAGGAUCUCAUUUUGUUGCCCAGGCUGGAGUGCAGUGGUGUGAUUCACGGCUCACUGCAGCCUUGACAUCCUGGGCCCAAGCUAUCCUCCCACCUCAGGCUCCUGAGUAUCUGAGACUAUAGGCCCAUGACACUAUACCUGGCUAAUUUUCCAUUUUUGCAGAGACUGGGUCUCACUAUGUUGUGCUGGCUGGUCUCGAACUCCUGGGCUCAAGCAAUCCUCACACUUUGGCCUCCCAAAGUGCUAGAACUACAGGCAUGAGCUGCCAUCACUGGCCAUAUUUUUAUUUUUAAAUCUUUCUAUUUAAAUAAGAAGAGGGAGAGAGAGGGCUUUAAGUGCAUUUUUUCCAAAUGGACACUUUGCCACACGUUCUCAACACAAAUCUAAAGCCCGAAUUGAGAGUAUAAUUUUUCUGUGGAUAUAUCACCUUGAGUAGUCUAAAGGACCAGUUUUAUAAACCUGUUUCCUCAUCUGAGAAAUGCAGUAGCUGGAUUAGUUGAACUGCUCGUCAAGUAAGUAUAAGGAGCCUUCCAAUUUAAGAAUUAUUAAAACAGAAGACUAAAUAGGCAACUUUUCUUCCUUAGGUUUGACUUUCUGAGAUGUCACGGCUUAGUAUUCUUUAUGCAAAUUCUGGAAUGUUCUUGUGCCUUUGGACUAACUAUAGUGUUCUGUGCAACUAAUGAUAUCCUAAUGUGUUUGGGCAGGUUUAAGUCCAGAUUUCCAGGCAGUCUCACUACCUGUGAUUUUACCGAAAAGGUACGCUCAAGGAAACCGUAGAUGGGCAAUGGAUGCACGAUAUAGCUAUGAUGCAAGGGCGCCCUCUGCAGGCCACACGAAGGUGAGCCUGUUUCUUAAAGUGUAGCUCUUCCACUCUUGGUGUACAGCACAACCCUUCCCUUCCUCCUGUAGUAUUCUCAUCAAAAGACGUUUGUUUAGCACUUACCCUGAGCUAGGCACAGUGUGCCUAGGGCUGGCAACACAAAAUUAAAAGCAUCCUAGGCUUAAAGGGUCUCACAGUCUAAUGCUGCACGUCCUAAUCAGAUCAUUAUAAUGCAACUUGAGAGGUGUGUCACUGGAGCUGUGCCUCGUGGCCCCAUUAGUUUACAAUCACAAGUUGCACACAAGAGCCCAAAUCAAACAGCACAGUACAAUGUUCUUUUGUUAGGAAAGGAGAACUGGUGACUCACCAUAGCAUUUUCUCUUUGCACAGAAACAGAUGCCCUGCCCAGAAACAACAUGGCUAAUGGGUGCUACCUUGGAGACCCAGGCAACCUGGGAGUAGUUCUGAGAGCCAGACCUCCAGGGUGGAAAUGGGAGGGGCUACAGAGAAAGGUCAGGAUUUAACAAGUGUGGAGAGCCAGAGUACCCCACCCGCUCUGGGAGGAACAGCAGCAAGGCUGUUGUGAACUUUGGGUGAACUCCAGAGAAGUGAAACAAUAAUAGGAGAAUGUGUAUGUCUCAGAGAAGAGCAGAAGGACCUAGAGAGAUAACCAGCUUUCGCUGACCUUGCUGCAAGAUAGUUGUUAGCUGAAGUAUGUUAACUGAAGUAUGAGAAUUAUAACCACAGGCUGUUCUGGGUAACUGCACCCUCCCUCUGCUAUGUGCUUUGUAAACAUAUAAAAUAAAGUACUCUGAGACAGGUUGGGGCUGGAGAGACUGACAUCUCACUCUCCCCGACUGCCUGGCCCAC
This is a messenger RNA of Callithrix jacchus (white-tufted-ear marmoset), 29467 nucleotides long. Lineage: Eukaryota; Metazoa; Chordata; Mammalia; Primates; Cebidae. The record is from RefSeq and is a predicted model, not a curated record.